Erigeron canadensis is the source of this 574-nucleotide messenger RNA. Its product is annotated as zinc finger protein ZAT6-like. Bases 1 to 540 code for a protein of 179 amino acids. NCBI's taxonomy places the organism in Eukaryota, Viridiplantae, Streptophyta, Magnoliopsida, Asterales, Asteraceae. The record is from RefSeq and is a predicted model, not a curated record. Gene Ontology annotation, molecular function: DNA-binding transcription factor activity. The transcript is spliced from 2 exons.
AUGGAAUUGGAAUUAGAAGAACCACAGAUUGUUGGUGAUAAUGAGUGUAAGUACAAAUGCACCACAUGUAAUAAAUGUUUCAAUAGUCAUCAAGCAUUAGGUGGUCAUAGGUCAAGUCAUAACAAGUCAAACAAGAUUAUUCAUGAUCAUCAUCAAGAUUAUUAUGAAAGCAAUAUUGUAGUAAUGGAUGAUGAUGAUGAUCAGAAAGCAGAAUUAGCAGCAAUAGCAGCAGCUCAUCAUAGUAGUGUAGUAGUACAUCAAUGCAAGAUUUGUGAUAAAGUGUUUCCAACUGGACAAGCAUUGGGUGGUCAUAAAAGGUGUCACUGGACUGGCUUAACUGAACCAGUUCAAGCUCCAUCAAGUCAGAUUACAUCAGCAGGAGAAGGUGGUGGUGGUAGUCAGUCAGCAAGUGGCUGCAGGAAAGUUCUUGACUUUGAUCUCAAUGAGAUUCCUAUUCACAUUCCUCUGGAAGAAGAUGGCAUCACAAUUGGACUUGGAAAUGAGUAUGCAUCUUCAUCAUACAACUCAAACAUGGGUUAGUCUGUUGGUUACAAUAACAACGACGAUACCCAAU